AUGGCCAAGCUAUUCGAGAGGAACCCGCGCAACGUGCGCAUCGCGUCGUGGGUGAUGGCGGCCGGCCUGUUCGCCGCCUGGUACAAGUACGACCAGUGGAAGGACCGCCAGUUUUCGCAGCAGGACGCCAGCCAGUGGAACGAGGCCAUCCUGCGCAUGCACCCGCAGAAGCCCAGCAAGUCCAAGACGAAGGGCGACGAGGAAUAA
Phytophthora sojae is the source of this 207-nucleotide messenger RNA. RefSeq lists its product as hypothetical. NCBI's taxonomy places the organism in Eukaryota, Oomycota, Peronosporomycetes, Peronosporales, Peronosporaceae. The transcript has 2 exons. The record is from RefSeq and is a predicted model, not a curated record. Bases 1 to 207 code for a protein of 68 amino acids.